AUGGUCUCCGUGCCUACCACCUGGUGCUCCGUCGCGCUAGCCCUGCUCGUGGCCCUGCAUGAAGGGAAGGACCAGGCUGCUGCCACCCUGGAGCAGCCAGCGUCCUCAUCUCAUGCCCAAGGCACCCACCUUCGGCUUCGCCGUUGCUCCUGCAGCUCCUGGCUCGACAAGGAGUGCGUCUACUUCUGCCAUUUGGACAUCAUCUGGGUGAACACUCCUGAACAGACAGCUCCUUACGGCCUGGGAAACCCGCCAAGACGCCGGCGCCGCUCCCCGCCAAGGCGCUGUCAGUGCUCCAGCGCCAGGGACCCCGCCUGUGCCACCUUCUGCCUUCGAAGGCCCUGGACUGAAGCCAGGGCAGUCCCAAGCCGGAAGUCCCCUGCAGACAUGUUCCAGACUGGCAAGACAGGGGCCACUACAGGAGAGCUUCUCCAAAGGCUGAGGGACAUUUCCACAGUCAAGAGCCUCUUCACCAAGUGACAACAGGAGGCC
Molecule: messenger RNA, 492 nt
Organism: Nomascus leucogenys (northern white-cheeked gibbon)
Lineage: Eukaryota; Metazoa; Chordata; Mammalia; Primates; Hylobatidae
Gene: EDN2
Product: endothelin 2
Biological process (GO): vein smooth muscle contraction; regulation of vasoconstriction; regulation of systemic arterial blood pressure by endothelin
Cellular component (GO): extracellular region
Molecular function (GO): hormone activity; endothelin B receptor binding
Source: RefSeq, a predicted model, not a curated record